Coffea arabica (coffee) is the source of this 2025-nucleotide messenger RNA. The record is from RefSeq and is a predicted model, not a curated record. NCBI's taxonomy places the organism in Eukaryota, Viridiplantae, Streptophyta, Magnoliopsida, Gentianales, Rubiaceae.
AUGGGAAGUACUCUGACUGCAGGGGAAACAUCUGCUAGUCCUUGGCUCUCACCUUCUGACGAAUUUGCAUUCGGGUUCCAGAAAGUUCAGGAUAAGGAUCUGUUCUUGUUCUCGAUAUGGUAUGAUAAGAUACCAGACAAAACUGCAGUUCGGUUUGUUUAUUCAACGAAUCCAGUGCCACGAGGAUCGACUGUAAAGCUUGAUCCUCAGACAGGGCUUGUGCUCCGUGACCCUCGAGGCUUGCAACUUUGGAGUGCUAAUCCUAGUCAAGUUGAUCAUGGUUUUAUGAAUGAUACAGGCAAUUUCAUCCUCAAGGGGAGUGACGAUAGCUGGCUCUGGGAAAGCUUUAGAUUUCCCGCUGAUACAAUAUUGCCAUAUCAAGAUUUGGUAACUGGCGAUUCUCUCUGUUCUCGACAGUCAGCAACAAACUUCUCCCAAGGAAGGUUUUAUCUCCGUUUUCGUGAUCACGGGAAUCUAGUGCUUGUUACCAGGAGUGUGCCAACGAACGUGGAUGAUGAAGCUACCUACUACAAUAGUCUGACUUCUGAUUCUACAGAUGCAUUCAAUUCUGGUUACCAAGUUACUUUUGAUGGCGGAGGAGCGAUAAUUGCUGGAGAAAAGGGGAGUGAAGCUUGUGGAUUUAACAGCGUUUGCCACCUCGAACAUGGAAGACCAUUACGGCAGCUGCAAGCCAAAACUUCUCUUGGCUGUGGUGAAGUAGAGGAGGGCUCUGCCGAAAACCUGUAUGAUUUUGAGGUUGUCAAUGACAUAGAUUGGCCACUUUCUGAGUUUGAAAGAAUAAAUCCUUCAAAUGAAACAGUGUGUCAACAAGCUUGCUUGCAGGAUUGUUUCUGUGCUGUGGCCAUUUUCAAAGACAACAGCUGUUGGAAGAAGAAGCUGCCACUUUCUAAUGGGAGUAUAUCCAAAUCCUCCAGCAUCAAUUGUUCCUCAAGGUUUUCAAGUAGAAUCAAAGCCAAAGGACCGAGGCACCUUGAUACUUGUGGGAUCUAUCCUUCUUGGCACCUCUUUCUUGGUAAACUUGACAUUCAUUACCAUUUCUUGUCUGGGUGUUUACCUCAUAUACCAGAAAAAGAAGAUCAUACCUUGCAUAUUUUUCCAUACAAAGAGCUUGUUGAAGCUACCAACGAAUUCAAAGAUGAGUUGGGUAGGGGAUCAUUUGGCAUUGUGUAUAGAGGUGAGUUACAAAUCAGUUCCAAAAGCAGUAUUGUUGCUGUCAAGAAGUUAGACAGAGUGGCUAAAGAUGCUGAGAAGGAAUUUCGAGCUGAAGUGAAAGCAAUUGGUCAGACUAACCACAAGAAUUUGGUCCGUCUGCUUGGAUUCUGUGAUGAAGGACAACAAUCUCUAUUGGUGUAUGAGUAUAUGAGCCAUGGAACUCUUGCAAGAUUGCUGUUACAUGAUCCAAAACCUAGUUGGAAUCUAAGGAUCCAAAUUGCUAUCGGGAUUGCAAGAGGACUUGUGUACCUUCAUGAAGAGUGCAGAACUCAGGUUAUCCAUUGUGACAUAAAGCCGCAAAAUAUACUUCUGGAUGAACAUUUCAAUGCUCGGACUUCCGACUUUGGACUGGCAAAACUUUUGAUGAUCAAUCAGAGUCGACCAAUGACUAGUAUCCGAGGAACAAAAGGAUAUGUUGCUCCUGAAUGGUACAGGAACACCCAAAUCACUGCAAAGGUUGAUGUUUAUAGUUUUGGUGUCUUGUUACUAGAGAUCAUUUCUUGCCGCAAAUGUGUGGAGGACAUUGAAAACAUUGGUGAAGGAGAAAACCCAAUUUUAUCUGAUUGGGCUUGGGAUUGCUUUCAAGAAGGAAGAUUUGAUAAGUUUGUUGAAAAUGAUUCAGAGGCUCUAGAAGAUAAAAUGAUGCUAGAGAGAUUUCUGAUGGUUGCUUUACGGUGCAUCCAAGAAAGCUCAUCUCUUAGGCCUAAAAUGAGGAAGGUAAGCCUGAUGCUUGAAGGAAUUGUGGAAGUUAUGGUGCUCCCGUGUCCCUAUCCUUUUUCUACCAAGAGCUGA